AUGAAGUACGUUACCAACCUCAUGCAAGUGUCACUACGCAAGUUGGUACCGCUGAUUAAGGCGAUCACUAGUUUAGGCUCGUACAUGAUAAUCCCGCCUCACGGAAUUAAUUACCAUUGUCGAUCCAACUCCAAUUCGGCUAUGCCUCCAAAUUCGCCUCCACAGAAGGGCGUGCCCGGAGUGGGUCAGCAGGAAGAGGAGCGAAUGUGGUCUACUUUCAGCUGUUUGACUGCAGAUAUGGUGUAUCUCCACCAGAACAAUAUCCACCACAAAGAUAUCAAGCUAUCUAACAUUCUCCUCUUGCAAGAUGGGCCAUGGCUUACAGCAUACGGCGUUCUGGAGUUCUUUAAUUACAAGAAAAGUGCUUUGGUCAAGGCGCCCGCACCCUACAUCAAAAGUACUUGCAUUACGGAUAUCCGUGGCUCCAUAGCUCCUGCUGUGAUCUCUGGUUUGAGAGAGAAUUCAACUUGGAUAAAGAACGAAUCGAGACGUUAG
Messenger RNA from Lindgomyces ingoldianus, 495 nucleotides. RefSeq lists its product as uncharacterized. The transcript has 8 exons. The record is from RefSeq and is a predicted model, not a curated record. The coding region runs from base 1 to 495 and encodes 164 amino acids. Lineage: Eukaryota; Fungi; Ascomycota; Dothideomycetes; Pleosporales; Lindgomycetaceae. Gene Ontology annotation, biological process: protein phosphorylation. Gene Ontology annotation, molecular function: ATP binding; protein kinase activity.